UGUUCGUAUUAGACGUUAGUUUGUAUUGUGUGUUUUUGUGAAGCAGUCAUGUCAAACAAAUUAGUGGAAAUACCCAUAAACAAAUGGCCGACAUUACGUGAUUUGUAUACAAAACGUAAAGAUCGUGCAUCUUGUUAUAAUUUUUUACAAACUCUAAUCAAUUGGAAAAACAAAGAACCCGAAUUGCAGCUAAGCAUUUAUUCACUUAACGGCGAUUGGGAGACGGAUGGUACAUUUGUUGCCAAGUUUUUAUAUCAAGUAUUUUUUAACACAUGUGGAGAUAAUCAAGAACGUUUGUUGAAGGCUUUGAAUUGCUUGGAUUCAGCGAAAUCUUACACAUUGGCUGGGUAUCAAGAUUUUGUGGUACCCACAGUAGAGCAACAUUUUAUUGACUCUGGUCUAGAUAAGGAAGUAUGUAAACCUACUUGUACGGUUUGGUAUCAUAUAACCAAAGAACAGGCUAAACAAUUUACAGUCGAUGCUCCCAGUAAUGUACAAUUUAAGCCCCUGGAAGAAUGUCAUGCCGAACAUAUAAACAGUGUUUGGCCCCACAGAGGUCCCGGUUCGAUUGAUUUUGUCAAGUUACUCAUACGCCAAAAUGACUCUGUUGGUUUAUUUGAUAACAACAAUUUGGUGGCUUGGUGUCUAAUCCUUCCUUUGGGUGCUCUGGGUCUGUUGCAGGUUAUGGAUACGCAUAAACGUAAAGGUUUCGGCAAUUUGGCAGUACGUUACAUGUCCAAACUAUUGGCUGAAAAAGAAAUUGAAGUCACUGCUCCAGUGGUUAUUGAUAAUGUGGCUUCCCGUGCCAUGUUUGAGAAACUAGGUUUUAAAGUUAUCGAUAAAGUGUAUUGGGCUGACAAACCGGCAAAUAAAUAAAAAGCAAUU
Messenger RNA from Calliphora vicina (urban bluebottle blowfly), 885 nucleotides. RefSeq lists its product as uncharacterized. The coding region runs from base 49 to 876 and encodes 275 amino acids. The record is from RefSeq and is a predicted model, not a curated record. Gene Ontology annotation, molecular function: acyltransferase activity, transferring groups other than amino-acyl groups. Lineage: Eukaryota; Metazoa; Arthropoda; Insecta; Diptera; Calliphoridae. The transcript is spliced from 4 exons.